Molecule: messenger RNA, 3815 nt
Organism: Physella acuta
Lineage: Eukaryota; Metazoa; Mollusca; Gastropoda; Physidae
Molecular function (GO): protein binding
Source: RefSeq, a predicted model, not a curated record
AGUGCACGUGUUGAUCGAGUGUGAGUGCUAAUUCAAUGGAUCACGUGACCAGGGGAUACUUCACUGCCAACAGGCGUGUUGGGCUUCUGGCACCAUCUCUGGAAGAUGUGACAGCCUCGUUGUCGCCUGUCCACCUUGACCCGUGGUCAGCACGACCAGAUGUAGGUCACACGGGGGUCACAGGGUCUUAUCUAGACAUACGGAUAGAAGAGCGGCACCAGGUCAGGUCAGCCGUUAAACCAGGGGUUGUCGUCCAGGUUUGUGGGCCACCCAUGGUUGGCAAGGCAACCAUUGUACGACAGGUAAUUGAUGAGAUGAAGAAGGACAGCCCUGACUCCCAUAUACAGGCUCACACUUUUGAUUGCCAGCACCUGGGCACGGCACAAGACCUUCUCGUGACAGUUGUGAGACGGUUGUGUCCACAACAUGACCUGACCACAGCUACACAGGACCUCACGAUGACCAUGAUUGGCUCAGUUUUAAGACCAGAACAUCACCACAUUUUUCUAUUCACAAAAUGUGAAGGUUUUUUAGAUGGUCAACUCCCCCACUGUCUGAGUACAAUUCUUCACUUCUGUAACACCAAUCACGUUAAAGUUUCUAUUAUAUUCACGACGUGCCGGAAAUUUCCGGCAUCUAAAUUAAAAAUGAUGAGACUUGUAGAGGUUGGGAUGUUGACAGAUGUAUAUGACGUCACACUCCUGCUCCAGCAAUGUGCCCCUAGGGUAGAUGUGCAGCAAUAUGUCGGUCUGUGCCGGAAGUUGUUUUGUCUGCCUGGACCCAUCAUGCACUUCGCCAGAAAGUAUCUCUGUGACCUUGAAGAUUUGCCUAACCCCCAUGAACUUGAGUUGAAGGUCAGCAACGAUUCGAGAUUUUUAUCAGAGAUUUUCGAGCAGAGCGCAAGCCAUAUCGAGCGUUGGAUAAGUGACAAGGAUUUGAGAGUUUUAUAUUAUUUCUCUAUCACUUUUGGAGUCAUAUUUACUUUAGACCAGGUGCAAGAUGUGUAUACUGACCUGACCAGACAACGGGGAGAUGUGUCAUGGACUUGGUUUUUAAAGCGUCAUUUGAGGGAGAUUUAUUCCAUCUGGCCUGUCACUGACACACAAGGUUGCACUGUCACUGAGACAGAAAGAUUUUCAGUACAUCCCCUGAUGGUGUAUUACAGACAAACACGCAUGAUAAAAGAAUCUUUGGUUGUGUGGGACCAGUCUUACAACAGCCACACCCAGUUCUGUUGUCACGCGCUGAAGAGGGCAGAGGUUAACAUGAGGCUACACGAGAGGAGGGGGGAGGUGUACGGGUGUCUGGCACCACUCUGGCCUCGGGUCAAGCUCUCGCUAGAGAUGGCGGCCCACUGCCAGGAGGGGACCUUUGAUGCUUUCUACAAGGUCGGUGUCCAUGCUCGAAGAUUUAUUAUCCUCAACUUUCCAAACGAGUCCAGACAAUUUUUUAAAUGUCUGUGGGAGACUGCGUCAAAGUACGGCACAGUUCAACAGGCUGCUGUCAUGGAGGCUUUCUUAGGUCAUAACACUGCCAUUGGUCAAGGCUCAGACUUCCAGCAAGCCAUGUAUCACUUAGAUAAAGCCAUUGAAACACUUCGAGUAGACGGUCCUGUCUAUAUGUUGAAAUGGGCCGUUCGGAGAAAAGCCAUCAUCCUAUUUAGACAGAGCCACUAUAAUGAAUCAUGGGAGUGCUUCCAACAAGCAAACCACGUGACACAAAGUGCCACGGAAGAGGAAGUGGACGAGGUCCUGAGGUUCUCGGAGCUGGAGAUUCUGGAGGAGGAACUGACCGCCAGGAUCUACGAGGUCAUCCCACUCAUCUUUAGAGGGCAGCCUGGCGACCUUGAAAGAGCGCUCCAACAGCAGCUUGAGACCUUGGACGUUGUCCGUGACCUUUGCCCCAACCACCCCGAGUUGCCGGUCCUGCUGAAUAACCUUGGCCUGAUUUUACAGAGAGGUUAUAAUGAUCUGCCACGGGCCCUAGGAUGGUUUACUCAGUCGUACAACGAGCGACGCCUCUUUGAGAGAAUAGCGCCCUCUAACGUCUGUGUCACCCUCAAAAACAUGACCGGCAUCUGUUUCCAACUGGGAGAUCUGGGUAAAGCAUACAGCUACUGCCGGCGGGCGUUGGAGGCCCACACAAAGUACGUCUGGUGUAGCAGCGAUACAGCCUUGAGUUUGUCACAAUACAGCGAGGUCCUUUUCAACAUGGAAAACGUCACUAAAGCUUUGACCACCGCUAUCUCUGCCGCUGAUAUGUUUAAAGAGACGAAUCCGAAGCACAACUAUCGACUACGUAUUUCUCUAAACAUCCUACAUUACAAAAUUGUGGAAGCUUACCUUAAAAAACAUUCAAGAGCAGUUGACCGCAUACUUCUUAAAGCAGCAGACAUUUUGCCGCCUCAGACAACACAGCAGACAAUCCCUGAAGAAGCAGACAUGGUGCCGCCUCAGCAGACAUUCCCUAAAGAAGCAGACAUGGUGCCGCCUCAGCAGACAUUCCCUGAAGAAGCAGACAUGGUGCCGCCUCAGCAGACAUUCCCUGAAGAAGCAGACAAUGUGCCGCCCCUACUCACGUCCUGCUCUGAUUGUCUGAGCUCCACUCUACAGCUCGGCAAGACGAUGCUGGCCAGCUUAAACAGUGAAGGUCACCACUACAUGCUGAGUGUGUAUGAGCACGCCAUGAUGCUCACCUGGCUAAACACGGACCAGUUGACCUACUACAAGACUCAGAUGCUCAACUACGUCCAAGAAAAUACGGGCCUGAAAAAUUUACUUCAAGGGAGAGAACCAGAUGAGACUAGUGACGAUUUAGCUUUUCAACACAGGGGCCUUUACAGUUAUAUCAGAGAAACGAGCAAUGAAAAUUUACGUUUUGAAACAUUUGUAGAUUUUGUAUCUAGGUCUUGUCAGACAUGUCAGUACACAUGUAAGUAUUAUGGUGAGAGCUUGUGGGAAAUGUUUCGACACAUGAAUGAUGUUGUACCUUAUGACAUUCGAACUCUGGAGUUUAGUGGAUUCUCAUCGCUUAGUUCUACAGCUUCAGACACUGAAGACAUACAAACAUAUGGGUUUGACCCUCAGUCACAUGGGUCUGACCAGCAGUCACAUGGGUCUGACCAGCAGUCCCACGGGUCUGACCAACUGUCCCACGGGUCUGACCAACUGUCACACGGGUCUGACCAACUGUCCCACGGGUCUGACCAACAGUCCCACGGGUCUGACCAACAGUCCCACGGGUCCUACGACCAUCUACCUGAUCUGGCUGCGGGGUCUGGUGAAUCAGCGCCCCAGUCUCUCGAAUCGUCUCUACCAAUAAACUUACAGGAUCUGAGAUUGUCAAGCAACGAACUAUUUUCCGUAGUAAAUCUGCAGGAUUCCGGGGGUCGGAGUUCAAACUCCAACCAAAACACGGCCUGCAAAUUCUCAAGUGUUGAAACUGGACACAACUUAGCUCCCUCGCCCUUUUUAACUGGCUCGUGGACAGUUCUAGAAACAAACAGUCCUGUUGUUGAUUUACCAAGCGCUGAAGUAACGAGAGAACGUCGUCAUUUCUCGGCCCAAUCUUCUGAAGGCAGCAACCCAUUCUACGACACAGUUCCGUCUGGUGCUGAUGUUCCUAAUGAGAUCGUCAGACACCAGGCCGCUAUCAGAUCCACAGACUCGCCUUGUGGGGUGCUGGUGGAGGUCGACGAUCGCCAUGGUGACAGGGACGACAUCAUCAGGCAGGUUGGUUUAGAUCAACCUCAACAGGACGGUCGGAAUGUUGGCGUACAACCCUUGGACAGCAACCCGUGGACAACAACCCAUUGA